AUGCUAUUAUUAACGCCUAGGGCCAGCUCGGUGCUGAAGCCCACUCUGCUUCUCAGAUAUCCUCGUUUUGGUGCCAGCCGAAUAACAUGUCGAUUGCAUGUAAGAGGGAUUACCAGUGAUAUUAAGCAAACUACUUUAAAGACUUCUGUCUUUACACUCCCCAAUAUCCUUACUAUGACCAGAAUAGGGUGUACACCAUUUAUUUGUCAUUACAUCCUGACUAAUAAUCUCACUCCGGCGCUGGGACUGUUUGCCUAUUCAUGUGUGACUGACUUCCUGGAUGGUUACAUAGCGAGAAAAUACAAGCUAAAGUCUGUGGCAGGAACGAUCCUGGACCCUCUUGCUGAUAAACUACUUAUGAUAGCAACUACUAUCUCGUUAGCGUUUCCACCGGGUCCACAAUUGAUUCCUCUUCCUAUAGCCGGACUGAUAUUGGGGAGAGACGUCUUACUGGGAAUAAGUGCCCUAUACUUCCGUUAUGCAUCUAUGAGACAGAAAUAUUCAACUAUAUCCUGGAGUUCAUACUGGGAUUUCUUUCAUUAUCCGAGUGCCGAAGUUAAGCCCACGCAGAUCUCAAAAUAUAACACUUUCUUUCAGAUGAUAUAUCUAGGAUUUGGUGUCAUAAUGUUGAUCUUCAACAAUGAGGAGUCGAAGAAAGAGGAUGAGGAGAAGACCGGUUCUUUCAAUAAGCUCUCACAGUACUUCUCUUGGAUGGGUUACUUCGUGGCGGCAACUACUGUGCUCAGCGGUAGUUCAUACGUCUUUAGUAAAGACGCAGUGAAAUUCCUCAAGAAAUAA
Torulaspora delbrueckii is the source of this 798-nucleotide messenger RNA. It is a transcript of the gene CRD1, whose product is annotated as cardiolipin synthase. The record is from RefSeq and is a predicted model, not a curated record. Gene Ontology annotation, biological process: cardiolipin biosynthetic process. Bases 1 to 798 code for a protein of 265 amino acids. NCBI's taxonomy places the organism in Eukaryota, Fungi, Ascomycota, Saccharomycetes, Saccharomycetales, Saccharomycetaceae. Gene Ontology annotation, cellular component: mitochondrion; membrane. The transcript has a single exon. Gene Ontology annotation, molecular function: cardiolipin synthase activity.